GUUAUUCGCCUUCGUUACUUCACGGCAAGAGGGAGCAUCAGCAGCAGCAUCGACUGUUCAGCAGCGUCGCGUACAGCCCAAGAAACAGGCGCACCGCAUCGAGUUCCGAAGAAACAGCUGGCCAGCAUUUUCUUCUUCGGGACGGCACGUGAAGACUUCCAUCGAGUUCGUCGGUUCUUCCACGGCUUCAUCACGGAUCGUCCACUUCACGUUCUACACGCUCUAUCUACAAGCUACCCUCAUCAUCCACCCGAUCCAGCGGGAGAUUUCAACGUUCCGCAUUUUUCUGCGGAGUUUUUUCUAGAAGAAGAGCGCCUGGGUUCGACGGAACACCAGGACGACGAGUUAAUCACACCGUCUUUCGGCAAGUUCUUCAGCAGCUUCGCCACUACAUCGGGACGUACUUCCGAGACGUACGCCACGACAUCGGCUUCUAUCGCCGUAAGCACCCCGGGUACCCAAGUAGAGCGGUAGCCCAUUUUCUUUCGCGGGACUGUUAGCUUCCUUGCGAACGGGUACAACAUUCGACACGUCAACGUACGUGAGCGUAACUUCAACCCACGUCAUCUAGUUCAUCGCAGCGUCUACAGCAGCGUCUACUCAAGAUGGACGAGCAAAAACAAGCGGAUAUCGUUGACAAAAUGAUACGGUCCGCGGGCAAAUUUAGCGGCAGCGGAUUUACCGAGUGGUAUGAGCAGGCGAUGGAUUGUUUCAGACUCCGCGGCCAAGGCAUUCUUUCGAUCAUCCAAGGUCAAAAAUGCCCUGAACCCAAAUACCAAGCCGUGCGGCGGGGUCGUUCCCUCUCACGGGAGCGACGCCGUGCGGCAGCUACAUCAGUACUUGAAAGCAAGGCAGCCGCGGAUGCCGCGGCCGCAACGGCGGCCGCCACGGUAGCCCGGACAGCAACAUCAGCCGCCAUCCUAGCAGGCAACGACGACAAUGGCGCGGCAGCAGCAGCGAGCGAUGCAGCGUUGCAGGCAGCAGCAACGGCGGCAGCAUCGGCUGCAGCAUCGGCUGCAGCAGUAGCAGGAAUCGACGGCGGCGACGAAGACGGUGGCGACAACUCCGACGCCCCUUCAGAUGUUCCUGUUCAGUUCACCUACGCGACUACUACAGAGCUUCCGGCUGCUAUUUUGUGGGAAAUGCCUGUGACCAUCAUCAACCGAGACGAGAUCAUCGCGUGGCACAGCUCCAACACGAUGCUUGGUGCAUUUCUCUCUAUGUGCACCACCGGUGCGGCAAAGAAAUUUGUCGCUACGUUCAAACCGAAACCGGACAUGAUGUUUCAUGGGAUAGUGGCGUGGAAGGCUCUUGUGAAGAAAUAUCGCAACCCUUCUCGCCAGCGGCAGAAGAUCUUGUUCAAGAAGCUCUACAACAUGACCAUGGACGUGGAUAUGGAUCCGGACGCCUUCAUGCACGACAUGACCGAGCUGCGGGAUGAGCUACAGCUGCUGGGGAGUCCCAUCCCCGACGACCAGUUCAUGAACAUCAUUUUGGACUGCCUACCGGAGGAGCUUUACUCUGGAAUCAAGUACGAAGCGGAGACCAAGGACGACCUCACUUUGGAACAAGCCCUGUACACCAUGCGCAACCUCUACAUCAACCGCAAGGAGGCAAGUGGGUCUUCGCGUGCUGCGAAGGGCCGCUCGUCCGCCAUGGUGGCUUCAACUACCAAGACCUGCAGCUUCUGCCACAAGAAAGGGCAUCUCACCCAACACUGCUGGAAACGCAACAAGAGACUAACGGGCAACGCUCCCGGCGGUCGAAAAGGAGACUGCAUGAACGCCAACAAGGUCAUCGUAACCAAGAAUACCGGUACAGCAAUGGGGAUCGGCAAGGCGGGCAGGACCGCCACAGCUAUAACGGCAACAACAGCAACGCCCCAGGAGCUC
Molecule: messenger RNA, 1892 nt
Organism: Ectocarpus sp. CCAP 1310/34
Lineage: Eukaryota; Phaeophyceae; Ectocarpales; Ectocarpaceae
Source: the annotation of a GenBank genome assembly